AAGGAAUUGUUUCGACUAUAAUUCUCAACAAUCAAGAUCUGUUAUAUCUCAGUCGGUAUUGUAAUGUGGUUAUCGAAAGGUCGAAGAAAUUAGUAGUAGUGGGAACGUUUCGAGUGUGAAAAAUGAUCAAACCUAUUUUCAGAAUGUUCGAGGGCAGUGGCCCUCAACUUUUAGCUGUCAUAGCAGGAACAAUUAACGCCUUGGCAGAUGGUAUGCAAUAUGGAUGGACAGCGCCAUCUAUACCAAUCCUAGAAUCAGCCGAUUCUCCAGUUCCUAUAACGUCGAAAGAUGGCGUCUGGUUGGAAUCCUUGUAUAUGCUGGGAGGAAUAGCUGGUCUUCCGUUUUCAAUUUAUCUUGUUGAUGCUAUUGGAAGGAAAAAGACGGUUCUUAUAUCCUCAGUGGUGGGCCUUUGUGGUUGGAUACUCAUUGGUGCUGGAACAAGUGUCAACCAUCUAUUCAUGGGAAGGUUUCUGUUAGGAAUGACGGCUGAUAUUGCAUUUAACGCAUCUCCAAUGUACAUAUCCGAGAUUGCGCAUCAGAAAAUUAGAGGCUUCCUAGCUGGAAUUAUAUAUCUUAUGAUGCUGUUUGGAAUUGUAGUUAUGUACUCGAUUGGACCUCUGGUAUCUAUACAAACAGCAGCGAUAGUUGGCGGAUCUAUACUCUUAUCCCAGUUCAUUAUCUUUCCGUUCAUGCCUGAAUCCCCUUACUACUUACUUUACGUGAAUAAAGAGGACAGUGCUAAACGUGCGUUGGAAAGACUCAGAGUAGACGAUGACGUGACGAAGGAACUGAUGGAAAUAAAGAAGGCAGUUGAAAGACAGAAAACCGAGAAAGGUAGACCACUUGAUCUCUUCUUGAUCAAAAGCAAUAGGAGAGCCUGCGUUAUUGUGAUGUUGCUGAACAAUACUCAGCACUUCGUGGGAAUAACUGUUCUCAUUAUGAAUCUGCACGAAAUCCUAAACCAUGCAGGUUCCGACCUAAUCAGCUCCUCGGCUGCUGGUAUAAUAUUUUCAUCCUUGAUGUUGAUUGCAGCAAGUGCUGCGACAUUCACAGUUGACAGAAUUGGCAGGAAAAUCCUUCUUUUAGUAUCAGGUUUACUUACAAGUAUUAGUUUAUUCACCAUUGCUGUGUACUUCCAUAUGCAGUCCAUGUUUCUUGAUUUGAAGAGUUUCAGCUGGAUUCCCAUGAUCUCAGUGAUGUUUUACGCUCUUACCUUCAAACUUGGCUUAGGAAUAGUGCCAAUAGUAACAACAGCUGAACUGUUUCCUGCAAGAGUUAAGGGAUGGGGUUUGGCUGUAUCAGAUUUGGUAUACGUUGUGUCAUCCUCUUUGUCAAUUUAUGUAUAUCAGUGGUUGAAUGAUGGGUUCGGAAUACACGUCUCUUUUUACUUAUUCGGAAUUUAUUGCUUGAUUUCGACAGUUUUGAUAUCUAUAUAUGUACCUGAGACUAAAGGAAAAACGCUAGAGGAAAUACAGAUGAUUUUGAAGAGGUAAUGAAAAUGUAACAAUGAUCUCAAUUUAGAUCAUUAUUCGUGUGGAAUUAAUUUAUGGACUUCUUGACAUUUGUACAGAAAUGACCCGAAUGUGAACGUUUAGCUUUGUAUCGAAGUGAUUGUGAUUUAUGAUAUUUUAUUAAUUUUCUAUUAAGGUUUUUGAAUAAAAAAUUUUU
Molecule: messenger RNA, 1668 nt
Organism: Coccinella septempunctata (seven-spotted ladybird)
Lineage: Eukaryota; Metazoa; Arthropoda; Insecta; Coleoptera; Coccinellidae
Product: facilitated trehalose transporter Tret1-like
Exons: 2
Coding region: 123-1493 (456 amino acids)
Biological process (GO): transmembrane transport
Cellular component (GO): membrane
Molecular function (GO): transmembrane transporter activity
Source: RefSeq, a predicted model, not a curated record